Gamsiella multidivaricata is the source of this 733-nucleotide messenger RNA. RefSeq lists its product as uncharacterized. The transcript has a single exon. Bases 65 to 661 code for a protein of 198 amino acids. Lineage: Eukaryota; Fungi; Mortierellomycota; Mortierellomycetes; Mortierellales; Mortierellaceae. The record is from RefSeq and is a predicted model, not a curated record.
ACAACAGCAACAACAGCAACAACCGCAACAACCGCAACAACGACAGCAGAAGCAGGAUCUGUCCAUGACUGCGUACCAGGACAUGCAGCAACCUAUCUUACGGUCUCAGCAGCCACAGCAGAUCUCGGCCAACAUGAUGAUGCAUUAUCCAGCUCCAUUCACGCCAACGCCGAGUACUCGAAAUCUGAUGCAUGAACUAUCGCCCAGUCUCAGAUCUUCACUACAGAUGCAACAGCCGUCGUCGAUUCAACAGCAUGGCAAUAGCGCGGUCAUGGAAGACGACGCUGCAGAUCCACCCUCACCGCCUGCUGUUUCUUCGGACGACAUGGAUAUAGAGGCAUCAUCGUUAUCGGAUGACUCUGACCGACAGUCGGUAGCGCAAGCAGCAGAGGCGGUAGCGGCACCUCGACAGGAUGCUCAGACCCAGUGUGACAUCACUUCCGGUAACGAGUAUGACAAAUACGCUUCUUCGUCAUCUGCAGAGGCUAAUGUCCAUGGUGCUGCACAUGAGUCGUUUGUAGCGUCGUUGACGAGUGCUGAUAUGGGCCUGAACACGGCCAUACGGCAGCAGGAGUCGGCGGGUGAGGGCGGUUAUAGGCGCCAUCGAAAUGUGGAGGAGGUGAGCAGUUUGGUUUUUGAUGAGCGGGCCAUGGAGUGCUGAAGAGAAGCAAGCGCAUCGCGUUGAGGAUGGAGCUUUUGUAUAUACAUAACGCAACACGAUGUUGUAGAUAGC